Zalophus californianus (California sea lion) is the source of this 2888-nucleotide messenger RNA. It is a transcript of the gene KIF18B, whose product is annotated as kinesin family member 18B. Lineage: Eukaryota; Metazoa; Chordata; Mammalia; Carnivora; Otariidae. The record is from RefSeq and is a predicted model, not a curated record. Gene Ontology annotation, molecular function: microtubule binding; microtubule motor activity; ATP binding. Gene Ontology annotation, biological process: microtubule-based movement. Bases 281 to 2605 code for a protein of 774 amino acids. The transcript is spliced from 16 exons.
GCGGGACCCAGCUUGGCGCGGGUGGGGAGGAGGGUGUGGGGCGCGCUUUCGGGUGGUCUGGGGCUCCGGACUGCGGCGGAGGGACCCGGCUGCGAGCGGCGACAGCAGCGGCGGGGAACCGACGAAGGGACAAACACCAUACAGCAUCUACUGUGUGCUGGAUCUGUUGCCUAGUUAUCUGGGGUGCACAGACUACAUCAGACGGGGGUCCUGCUCUCUUGAAGCUUGUGGACAAGAAACACACAUGAGAGAUAAUUCUGUAAGCUGAUUCCAAAAUCAUAUGCAAGACCAGAUGCCCAAGAACAGUCAAGAAAAAGAACAAGGUGUCGCCAUGGUGACGCUGGUGGAGGACAGCAAGGUGCGGGUGGUGGUGCGGGUCCGGCCCCCCACCCUGCGGGAGUUGGAGAGUCAGCGGCGGCCUGUGGUUCAGGUGGUGGAUGAGCGGGUGCUGGUGUUUGACCCUGAGGAGCCCGACAGGGGCUUCCUUGGCCUGAAGUGUGGCAGCACCCAUGAUGGCCCCAAGAAGAAGGGCAGAGACUUGACGUUUGUCUUUGACCGGAUCUUUGGUGAGGGGGCCACUCAACAGGAUGUGUUCCAGCACACCACCCACAGCGUUCUGGACAGCUUCCUCCAGGGCUACAACUGCUCAGUGUUUGCCUAUGGGGCCACGGGGGCUGGGAAGACACACACCAUGCUGGGAAGAGAGGGGGACCCCGGCAUCAUGUACCUGACGACCAUGGAACUCUACAGGCGGCUUGAGGCCCACCAGGAGGAGAAGCGGUUCGAGGUGCUCAUCAGCUACCAGGAGGUGUACAAUGAGCAGAUCCACGACCUCCUGGAGCCCAAGGGGCCCCUUGCCAUCCGGGAGGACCCCGACAAGGGUGUGGUGGUGCAAGGACUCUCCUUCCACCAGCCCACCUCCGCUGAGCAGCUGCUGGAGCUGCUGACCAGGGGGAACCGCAACCGCACGCAGCACCCGACCGACGCCAACGCAACUUCGUCCCGCUCCCACGCCAUCUUCCAGAUCUUCGUGAAGCAGCAGGACCGGGUUCCAGGCCUGACUCAGGCCCUUCGAGUGGCCAAGAUGAGCCUGAUUGACCUGGCCGGUUCAGAGCGGGCCUCCAGCACCCAUGCAAAGGGGGAGCGGCUGCGGGAGGGUGCCAACAUCAACCGUUCCCUGCUGGCCCUCAUCAAUGUCCUCAAUGCCCUGGCCGACGCAAAGGGCCGCAAGUCUCACGUGCCCUACCGGGACAGCAAGCUGACCCGUCUGCUCAAGGACUCCAUCGGGGGCAACUGCCACACGGUCAUGAUCGCUACCGUCAGCCCCUCCAGUCUGACCUACGAGGACACCUACAACACCCUCAAAUACGCCAACCGCGCCAAGGAGAUCAAGCUCGCGCUUAAGAGCAACGUGAUCAGCCUGGACUGUCACAUCAGUCAGUAUGCCACCAUCUGUCAGCAGCUGCAGGCUGAGGUGGCCGCCCUGAGGGAGAAGCUCCAAGUAUAUGAGGCGAGAGCCAGGACCCCAGCGCAGGGCCUCCCGAAAUCCCCCAAAUCGGGCCCUUCCCAGCAACUGUUGGCCCUGAAGGUGCUGUGCCUGGCACGGCGACAGUACUCCCUGCUCCAAGCGGCCAACCUGCUGACCCCCGACAUGAUCGCAGAGUUUGAGACCCUGCAGCAGCUGGUGCAAGAGGGAAAAGCUGAACCGGGAGCAAAGGCCUCAGGCGCACCUGGCCCGGCCAGGGAGGCACCUCGGGAGCCGUGUUCCGAGUCAGAUUCUCCAGGCUAUUCUGGCCCCGUGACCCGGACCGUGGCAAGGCAACUGAGCGGCCUCAUGCACACCCUGGGGGUCCUACCGGGGCCCGACCGCACCCCAGCCCAGGCAUCCCGGCGGCCCACAGGGAAGAAGAGGAGGAGGAGACCAAGCCCGUCGCAGCCUGACAGCCCCCCAGCCCCGAAGCCGGGGACCAAGCGCCAGCGCCAGUCCUUCCUGCCCUGCCUGAGGAGGGGGUCCCUGCCUGAGGCUCAGCCCUCACUUGGGCCCACGCCCCCCAAAGCCCCCUCCUCGCUCUGCCACUCCCCUCGCGUCUGCCCAGCCACAGUCACCAAAAGCCGGGUGCCCCUGGGCCCCUCUGCUGUGCAGAACUGCUCCACCCCUCUGGCCCUGCCUGCUCGGGACCUCAACGCCACUUUUGAUCUCUCAGAGGAGGCCCCCUCGAAGCCGAGUUUCCAUGAAUGUGUUGGCUGGGAGAAUGCCCCCCAGGAGCUGAACAGGCUGGAUCAGCCCUUCAUCCCCAGUGGACCUGAGUCCCUGUUCACCAUGAAAGGCCCCAAACCAACACCUUCCUUCCCUGGGACCUCAGCCCGCAAGAAGAGGCGAGCUGCCAGUUCCUCAGUCUCCCGCUCACUGGGAGUGGCCCGAGGCCGCAGCCGCAUCGCGCGCCUCCCCAGCAGUACCUUGAAGAGACCAGCUGGGCCCCUCGCGAUCCCAGCCAACUGGCCUGCAGAGCCCCCUUCCAGUCCCCGCUGCCCUGGCAACCAGCAGGAACUGAUGGGGAUUAGGAGAGCCCUGUCAUCUGGGAGCUGUGUCGCCAAAGUGUCCUGACCCACCGGCGCCUCUUGGUCCCCAGAACCGCCUGCACCAGGGGCCCUGACCUGCCUUCCUCCGCUCGGAGCAGUUAAUGCCAACGCCCUCUUCCUUUAUUAACAUUCGUCGCCAGCCAUUCAUCCUGAUACCUGCCCUCUUUAUCAAUCUCUUGUUAUAUUCAGCUUCUCAGCAUGUAUAUAUUCAUCUCGAGGGGUAACAUUUUGAAGGUGCAACCACUGGGGCGCCUGGGUGGCUCCGUCGUUUAAGUGUCUGCCUUCAGCUCAGGUCGUGAUCCUGGGGU